Messenger RNA from Corticium candelabrum, 7459 nucleotides. RefSeq lists its product as uncharacterized. The transcript is spliced from 20 exons. Bases 121 to 7224 code for a protein of 2367 amino acids. The record is from RefSeq and is a predicted model, not a curated record. NCBI's taxonomy places the organism in Eukaryota, Metazoa, Porifera, Homoscleromorpha, Homosclerophorida, Plakinidae. Gene Ontology annotation, molecular function: serine-type endopeptidase inhibitor activity; protein binding.
CAUCACAUAGAGAGCAGUGAGCGAAGCAGAGCCCCCGGUUAUCACCACUCUCUUGCCCGUCCACGCACAUACACGCGUGUCAACGCCUUAAAGAGUCACUACCUCAUUGACUCCGACGUCAUGAAGAUGCAGAGCGGGUUUGCUCUGCUGCUCGUUGGGUUAUCCUUCGCUGUCGCUUUCGGUUGCGACCGCAGCCGGUGUUGCUGUCCACCUGAUGAAGGCGCCGUCAUCACUGUGAACGUGGAGAAACGGAAUGGCAAGAAGGGAGACAUGCUGAGGUUUGACUACGCCGGUUUCGGGCAGGGAUGUCAACGAGAGGGAGACCUGCAGUGGUUCUUUUGUCGUCACAAUGCUGACAAGAAUAAGUGCAACGAGAUGAAUGGUGGACAUGCGAAGCUGGUGAGAUUGAAGAAUCGGAUUGAAGUGAAGAAUGGUUCGUGUGGGUUUGUGUUGAAGUGUGCGAGAGGUGAGUGCAAGGAGGCAGGAGUUAGCAACUGGGUGGGAGGAUACAAGAUGCUACAUGGACCAACAUCUGCGCCAAAGAAUGUUGAGAUGGAUGCCACACCAAGUGUAGCAGUCGGUUGCUCUCAGCGUAUUAAUGGCGAAGUAUUGUUUCAUGAUGACGGUUCAGAGUGGGAAGAUAGUGCAAUGUGUCAACAGUGUCGAUGUGAAAACGGAAGGGUGACGUGUGUAGCUAUGCAGUGCGACGACAGCAACGUUUCGCCAUUGUGUGUCAAUGUCGACACGACAGGAUGCUGUGACAGAUGUAGAGACGAACAUCUUGGCUGUAGAAGGACGCUUGGUGAUGGCACUGAACAACUUGUUGAGCACUUAGCAAGGUGGAUAGAUGACUCAUCGCGAUCCUGCAAGCACUGUUCUUGUAACGAUGGGAGAAGUGUAUGUGGAGUUGUGGCUUGUGACCCUGUGCCGGGUUGUAUUGAAUAUGAAGUUGUCACUACAUCAUGCUGUCCGAGUUGCAAGCGAUUUGAACUUCUUGGCUGCAGAAGGAGUGUUGGUGACGGCACUGAACAACUUGUUGAGCACUCUGGAAGGUGGAUAGAAAAAUCCUUGGGAUCCUGCAAGCACUGUUCUUGUGACAAUGGGAGAAUUCUGUGUGGAGAGGUGGCUUGUGAGCCUGUGCCGGGUUGUAUUGAAUAUGAAGUUGACAAUACAACGUGCUGUCCAGGCUGCAAGCGAUUAGUUUCCAAAUGUGGUGGAGAACACCCGGUUAUCCAAGAAGAUGACAGUGAACUUACAUGUCGUAGUUUUGAUCCUCCUUGUCCAGAUAAUACUUAUUGUCACAUUCAUGAAUCAGAUGCUUUUGCAGUCUGUUGUCCAUCACAACUUAGAGGAGAACCACAACCAGAUGAUCCAAUACCUAAAGGUCCACAGUGCAAGUAUCGAUAUCCUAACGGCACGAGACACGUGUUCAAUGCAGGCGACGUGUUCCUUGUAAAGCAAGACAACCGUCCAUGUCGUGAAUGUCAUUGUAAUGACAGCAAAGUUAGUUGUCAGAAGAAAACGUGUAAACCUAUUACAGGAUGCACGCGACUACAAGAGAGUCAAACACAAUGCUGCCCUCCGUGCGAUCACGAAAUUGAAGUGCCAUGUCGUUAUCGUUUCCCUAAUGGUACGAGAGUUGCCUAUAAGUCUGGUGAUCAAUGGGCUGUGAAGAGGUCUCAAAAACCAUGCAGGCAGUGCCGCUGUGCAGGCGGUGAAGCAGUUUGUGGACAAGUUGCGUGCGAUGAGGUACUGGGUUGUGUUGAGUAUGAAGACUCUCCUGAUUUCUGUUGUCCUGGUUGCGUGAGAAUAGACGUUGAGGAAAUUCCUUGCCGUAAUAUAUCAUCUCCACUUACCGACAGCAAUGGCAAUGUUAUUGGCUGCGGUCGCGGUCAACGUCCAUGCCCUGCUGAGUCAGAAUGCCACGUCCAUCCAACAGACCGAUUUGCAGUUUGCUGUCCAUUGUCUAUGAAUACACCCACCCCAACAUUUGUUCCCAUCAAUGUGUGUGAUGAAGUGUCAUGCCGAUCUCGUCAGGAAUGUCAGACGUAUAAUGGUGAACCGUACUGCGUGGAUUCGUGUGCCGAUAAUGGAGGGUGUGGUGAUGACGAGAUAUGCGAAUUGGUGAUGCAAACUUGUGACAUUCUGCCCUGUUUUAAGAAACGUGAAUGUGUUGCUAAAGGGAUGCAACCCUGUAUUGUCUCAUUUCGUGGUGGAACCGUUGGAUUAUACAGACACAAGGAAACGUGGAAACCCAGUACGUGUGACUUCUGCGAAUGCAACGAUGGUGCAAGCCAGUGUACUGCAAUUAUCUGCAACGUUCCUGGCUGUGGUCGUUACAGUCAACCAUUGAGAGGCGAAUGCUGUGGAAAGUGUUUGGAGUACGAUCCAGUGGCCGUAAACAGAGUGUAUCCUGGUGCUUGUAUCGUGGAGACCGGCGAUCCCGAGAAGCCUCAAGUUAUUCACAAAGCCGGAGAAAAAUGGCAACCAAACAGUUUAGAUCCUUGCACAAGCUGUCAAUGUAUUAACGGCUCUGCUGCUUGCCUGGCUGCCCUCUGUUUCAAAGAUGCAAACUGCCUGAAGUAUGACGAUGCUUCUGACGUUUGCUGCCCACCUUGUAAAGUCCACAAUUCAGAGGCCUGCCCUGUCAACACAACCAUCGGUUUUGUUCCAAUUCGGGCAGACUACAUCAUGGAUGCUUGUACCUCGUGCAAAUGCAGAAAGACGAAUCGAGGUCAACCAGCCGAGCUAAGAUGCAAGACACAAAACUGCCGUCGCGUAACCAAAGACUGCGACGAACUCGCCAAACCAGAAGACGGACAAUGUUGCCCAGAGUGUCUACGGCGUGUGACUCCACCACCAGAAACACCAACAUCGACCCUACCAACGGUCACUCAACCCGUUUCGUCCGUUUUGUGUUUUGUUUUACUAGCAAACGGAUCAACUGUUGGCUAUCCAUUUGGAGACUUCAAAGUGGGCAGCUGUGACGUUUGUACGUGUGAGAGUGACGGUUCACCUACGUGUGUGUUUACCCCGGUUGUCGCGUGUCCUGAAAAUCCGUCGUGUGUGGAAUACGAAGUAAGAGAAUUUGGUAGUUGCUGUCGAAAGUGUCGAUCGUUCAGACGGAACGAAUCGAGUACGGAACCACCGCGACGAGGCAGAGAUUGUAACACAAACGAAGAUAUCCAUGAGAGCGGCACACAUUGGCAUCCAAACAACGAUACGUGUCUAUCGUGUCACUGUAACGAUGGCAACGUGACGUGCACUCGUCUGCAGUGUCCCGCCAUUGCCAACUGUACGGAGUAUGGAGCCAUCGCAUUGGGAGAAUGCUGCCCUUCCUGUAACAGCAUCACUGGAAGAAGCUUUUUAAACAACAUCUGCAUUUUGCCUAAAGAAGAAGGCGAGUGUUUGGGAUAUUUCAGUCGUUGGUACUUUGACGACAACAUCGAGCAGUGCAUGCCGUUCAUCUACAGUGGAUGUGCUGGGAAUGGAAACAGUUUUGCUACGAAAGCUAAAUGUGAAGAAAGCUGCAUGGUUGCACCUGAGCCAACUUGCCACGAGGCGGUCGAUGUCGGUUAUGGUGGAGCAAAAUUCACCCGCUACUACUACAAUGACAUAUCACUAUCAUGCAAGAAAUUCACAUACCAAGGACGAGGAGGAAACGGGAACAGAUAUGAGAGCAAAGCUGAAUGCAUCAGUGCAUGCAGACUGCCUUCAAGAGUCGGAUUGCCGGAGCAGAUCUGUCGUGCCGCUGUUGAUCACGGCCCUUGUAGUCUUUCUCUACCACGAUUCGCGUACAAUCCUCGCACUCAAACUUGCAAGCCGUUCAACUACACCGGCUGUAAGGGCAACUCGAACCACUUCAAGUCUCAGAAACGUUGCCAACUGUUCUGUGCAGGAGUUGUGGCUCCAGCUGGGCCGUCAACAUCUGCUCCUACUACUAAAGCACCGGUGGUGACAACAGCUGCACCUACAACACCACCAGCAUCUGGACGGCUCUGCACAUUCCCGAUGGCAGUUGGUCCGUGUCGGGGUAAAUUCCCACGGUACUACUUCAAUUACGACAGCAAGAGAUGCGAACAAUUUUUCUACGGUGGAUGUGGUGGCAAUCAGAACAGAUUCCUUACGUUGGCCGAAUGUCAUAGCACGUGUCCUGUUGAUCUGUAUCCGAUGGAGGCUUGUAUGUUGCACGUGCGUCCGGGACCGUGCAAGGCGCGCUAUGAUCGAUACUUCUAUAAUGCAUCGAGUAGUCAGUGUGAGAAGUUUGUGUACGGCGGAUGUCGUGGUAACACAAACAACUUUUUGGAUAUGCCCAGCUGUAUGAGACAUUGCGCUUCGGGUCCAACUCCGUGUACUCAAAGACAGCAGAACAACAUCAUCAACUGUCGCCAUAUCGGCUGCUUUAUCACACAAUGCACAGUCGAGGGUGACUUUAUCCCAAAACAAUGCGACGACCUAACCGGCGAUUGCUGGUGCGUCAACGAGGACGGCGUCACAACCAUAAACACACGAGUGUCUCUCGCUCGUGCCGACCUCUUAACGUGUGAAGUGGAAUCAGUAGCGGACACCAAGUGCGAGAGAAGACGCCAACGACAACUUCGAGGUUGUGGAACCAACGUAGCGUGCUUUGUUCUGUCGUGUGAGCGAGACGGCUCGUUUAUGCCAAAACAAUGUCUCGCGGACGGCACUUGCUACUGUGUAGACAAGAAUGGUGACGAGAGACCCGGAAAGAGAGUAGGAGGUGACCUUGAUUGUAGAGUAUUGAAUCAACUCGAGGCAACGCCAUCCAAACAAACAACAGACGGACGAGAGCCAACGACCGAUGCGGUCGUAUCAUCGACACUUUCACCUACCAGACCGACAUCUCAUGUGAUACAAUCGACAUCACGUGCGUACACCAAAGAGCCGACUUUGUUCCCGAUGGGCGACUCUUGUUAUCAAAUAUCAUGUAGCUUCGGUGCCACGUGUGUCGACGGCCAAUGCAUUUGUGACAUCUUGUGUGGCCGUAAACGAGACAAAGUGUGCGGCACUGACGGACAAACGUAUCGAAAUCCGUGCGAGUUAUCUCGAAUCGGAUGUUUACAGAUGAGGAGAGUCGGUGUUCACCACGAAGGACGAUGUGGAAGUCGAGUCGAACCAACAACCGUAGUACAAUCGGUUACAGAGAGAACAACCGAUCGCCCACCCGUGCGACAUCCGGCUGUCCUCGUGAGUAGCUGUUCGUUGCCGCCGGAGACGGGUCUGUGUCGUGCAUACAUACCGCAAUAUUUCUUCAAUCGUACGUCCGGUCAGUGCGAGUCGUUUGUGUACGGCGGCUGCGAUGGAAACGAGAACAGAUUCGAGGAGUUCCACGAAUGUCAGGAAGUGUGCGGCGGACCCGACGCUUGCAUCGUCACUCGAGAGAGACUCGUAUACGAGGACGCAUCCGAUGCGGUCUAUGGAGUACCCAACGCCAAACCAUCUCACAUCGCUCCGACGUGUCAUCACGACAUCGUCCUGUUGAUCGACAAAGCCGUGACAAAUCCGGACACAACGACAGUCGCACGACAGAUCGCGAAGCAACUUAGCAACGACCUCGCUAAGGCGACAUCACAGUGUCCUAACCCUCAAGUUCGUUUCGGUUUGGUUCGUUUGUCGUUUGCAAGGAAUUCGAAUUCGUACGCCCACAUUCAGUUGUCACCCGAUGAGACAUGUCUCGGGACGUUGUCACAGUUGCGGCUCGCACUAAAGAAUAUUAACUUGUUUGGUGGUGACAAGAUCGUUUCCCCGAGAACCGAUACCAUCCAGCGUGCUCUGACCGACACUCUCGAUUCGUGCGGCUUGUGUACAACCGAUCACUGUGGUUGCUUCCGUCAUUUCAUCCUCAUUGCUAAUCGUAGUGCCGAGACGCAUCCGUUUGGCGAUGCCGUACACAACACACUGAGAGACGGUCACGUGUUUCUACACUCUGUCGUCGACGCUGGACUCACAAACGGCAAUAUUGGUUAUAACAGAGACAAACAAUAUCAGGCUGCUGGAAAAGACUUUGUUGAAAUCAAUCAAAAUCCUAGUUGGCCGACAAACCGAUAUGCCGAAAUGGCGUUACAAACUGAGGGAUCGGUGUGGGAAUUCGACCGAAGCGGCGAUAAGUCCUUACAGUCUGCGCUCGUCGAGUUUGUUGUCACGCUCCCGAAACGAUUACAACACGGAUGUCACAUGUGCGAGUGCCAGGGGUCGGUGCUUCAGUGCUGCUACUUGUACGGACGUACGAAGGGCACGUGCAAACUCGGAUGCGAAUUCGGUGAAGACUACAUGGUGCUCUCGGAUGAUCCACCGCGAGCUAGAAGUAUCACUGUACCACCAGCCGACAACAGCAUAUGCGAAAUCGUCAUCAUAGUCGAAGAGACUUCACCCAGCAAGGCAGCAAUCGACUGGAUCAGUACCGACGCGUUCUGUAAACUAACCAACUCGUUGAGAGAUAAGAAAGUCUGCAGUGGAGGCAUCAAGUUCGGUCUCUUCGGCUUUGGAGGCGAAGGCCGCGAAGGUCGGUGUGGACACCAAAUCACAUUCGGUAUAAACAGUGAACGUGUGUGGGGAUCGUGUGGGGAACUACAAGCGGCAGCAAAAUCGAACCUCAAAUUUGAUAAUCGGAUGGUGAGAGGAGACAUAUACUGCGCUCUCGAUUCUGUCAUUGAUCAAUACUAUUGGAUCGCCGACAGCUACAAGGUUGUUAUCGUUGCGGCUCUGUCGACGAGAAACGAUCGAGAGAAGGACAUUGACAUUGACAGUCUCGGCGUUGGAUUCCGAGAUCUUGGAGUGACACUCGCCGUCGUCGUCAACACCUCAUUCACCCCCGUGGAUACUCGAAUGGGAAGUCCAUUUGGUAUUGCUAAUGCCGGCCUCAAAGAUGCGUAUACUAUUAACCCCACUAACAAUUCAAUGUACAUUGGUACGAGCAUCGGGUCGUCGAAACCGGUUGCUGGACUACCGGGCACCGAGCUAGCGCAGCUUGCGUAUAACAUGAAGCAUGGCCGUCAGUAUGGAUCUGCGUGGAGUUUCAAUGAGCUUGUGCGCUCGAUGUCGGAGAAUCGGGGCUCGGUUUUUGACGAGGCGUUUGUGGAAUCUCUGAGUGACUCGUUGCAUACUGCUGGUGCUGUGUGUGUCGAGUGUCGAUGCGUGGGCGUGGGCAUUGAGUGUCAGGCUGUCGAUGGAGAGUCUCUUUCUACUUGUUUGCCAGUUUAUUAGAUGCAGGUCCAUUGAAUAGGGCGGAUGGCGGAGCCUGAUACAUACUAUAAGUAACAUAUGACUGUACACAGUAGGUACUCAUCUUGUAGACUAUUUCUGUGGUGGGGGUUGGUACGUAUAGGAUGUGGGCAAUAGGCACAGCACGCGGGUAUGCUGGAGAUUGCUACUGGUUUUAGUAGUCUGUGCUGUUGGGGUUAGUGGCAUUUGUAGAGAUGAAAGUGAUGGCAGUGAUGGA